Molecule: messenger RNA, 8769 nt
Organism: Sceloporus undulatus (fence lizard)
Lineage: Eukaryota; Metazoa; Chordata; Lepidosauria; Squamata; Phrynosomatidae
Gene: CIC
Product: capicua transcriptional repressor
Biological process (GO): regulation of transcription by RNA polymerase II
Cellular component (GO): nucleus
Molecular function (GO): RNA polymerase II transcription regulatory region sequence-specific DNA binding; DNA-binding transcription factor activity, RNA polymerase II-specific
Source: RefSeq, a predicted model, not a curated record
CGGCGGCGCGGACCAAUGCGAGCUUCCCACGGUGACCUCAUCCCUCGGCCGCCCCGGGCGCGGAUUGGCUGCCUCCGGUCCCGCCCCCUUGCCCCCACGUGGGGAAGGGGGGUCCCGGUCCGGGCGCUGAUUGGCUGCGGCGGCUGCUCCGCUGUUGCUGAGGGGAAGCGAGGCCCGGGCGGCCGGAGGUCCAGGGAGCGCGAGGGGGCCGCGGCGGCUCCCGAUCCUCCAGCUGGGAGAAAGAAGAUGAAACCGGCAAGGAAGUCUGCCUCUUCCUCCUCCUCCUCAAGUAGCAGGAGCCGCAGCAGCAGCUGUUCGCCACCUUCCACCCGAGCCAAAGCUCAGAAGCAAAAGACAGCCCUUGAAGAGGAGCCCCGGCCCGAAGAGACGGACUUUGGGGAGGACCCGGGGCCACAGCAGCCCCUGGCCUUUGUGGGUACACGGUGCAUGCAAGUACAGAUGGAGCCUGGCUUGUCAGAACUGGUGGGAACUCACAGUGAUCCCUACAAAUUGCCCGUGGGGGAGGCGGAGGCAGAGACGGAGGUCGGUGGCGUGGAGGCCUCCUUGAACCGCAAGACAGCCACCUUUAAAGCCCGGGCACCUUGCAGGAAGUACCUGGCUGGGGAAGAAUCCAGUGGUAGUGAGGGGGCCCCGGUGACGGUGGCAGCACCACUCCAGGAAGAGGAGACCCGGCGUUGCCCAUCCUCCAGCACCGACACAGCCAGUGAGCACUCAGCCGAUGAGAAUGAGAAGGGGACAGGGGACAUGUGGGUGAGGCCCCCGUCAGGAGAGUUCGAUCUCCGACAGCUGCGCUCCCAGAGGGUACUGGCCCAGCGCGAGGGACUUUUCCACCCGGCCGUGGUGAAGCAGGUCCGGCGUGGGCAGGACCUCGGGGUGCAGUUCAUAGGCGACCAUGCCACGGCUUACUAUGAAGGAGCCCUGGGUUCUGGUGCCAUAGAUGUGGUCUUGGAUGCCACACCUCCGUUGGGUGCACUGGCUGUGGGCACGCCUGUCUGUGCAUGUGUGGACCCCGAGGAGACAGCUUACCGGGAGGGCACCGUGGUGGAGGUGAGCACCAAGCCCGUCUCCUACAAAGUGCGCUUUACCCAGCCCAUCCUCCUUUCUGGCACGGGGGCAGCCGCUGCCCGGAAGGACUCUGCCUGGUUGCAGCGCUCUGCCCUGCGCCUCCUGCGGCCACCCUGGGGCUGCGAGGCCCUCCCUGGAGAAGGCAAGCCUCCCAAGAAGCCUCCCCCUUUGGUAGAAAAGGAGGAGAGGGCACCUCUGGCUCUACCUUGCCCAGAGCCAAAGCAGCCUGAAGAUGCUGAGGUCUCCAAGAUCAGUGCUGCCGUGCGGGCAGAGGAGCAGUCAGUGGUGGUGCCGCCCCAGAUCCUCUCGCCACCCAAGUCGCCUGCCUUCCCCCGGCUGCCUGAGCAGCCUUCCCCUCUGCUGACCCCGGAGGCCGGAGGGAGCCGCAGUAGCAGCGUAAUGUCGGUGGACAAGUGCAGCACUCCAGGCUCCUCCCGUUCACGCACUCCACUGACAGCGGCGCAGCAAAAAUACAAGAAGGGGGAUGUGGUCUGCACCCCCAAUGGUAUCCGCAAGAAGUUCAACGGGAAGCAGUGGCGGCGGCUGUGCUCCCGGGAGGGCUGCAUGAAGGAGUCCCAGCGCCGUGGCUACUGCUCCCGCCACCUUUCCAUGCGGACCAAGGAGAUGGAGAGCCUCUCAGAGGGCCGGGCCAGUGGGCUCCGGGAAGGCAGUGCCGAGUUUGACUGGGAUGAGACCUCGCGGGACAGUGAGGCCAGCAGUGCCCGGGGGGAUUCCCGCCCACGCCUGGUGGCCCCUGCUGACCUCUCGCGCUUUGAAUUUGAUGAGUGCGAGGCAGCCGUCAUGCUCGUCUCCCUGGGGAGCUCCCGCUCGGGCACCCCCUCCUUCUCACCGGUUUCUAACCAGUCCCCCUUCUCACCAGCCCCCUCCCCCUCCCCCUCUCCACUCUUCGGCUUCCGCCCAGCUAAUUUUAGCCCCAUCAACGCCUCACCCGUCAUCCAGCGGGCUGCUGCAGCCCGCAGCCGCCACGUUAGUGCCAGCACUCCCAAAGGUGUUGGGGGCACCGUGCUGAGCCCAGAGAUGCUGCACCAUUCUGCCUCCCGAGAGCGCCACCACUCAGGCAUCACUUUCCAUACCAACCUGACCUUCACAGUGCCCAUGAGUCCUAGCAAGCGGAAGGCCGAGUCCCAUCAUGGUGGCGGCCCAGGAUCCACUGCUGACUUCCACAAGAAUGACAGCCUGGACUCUGGGGUGGAGUCCAUCUCCCUCACACCCACCUCCUCCACCCCAGCCGGCUUCCGGGCUGUCUCGCCCGCCGGAGUGGGACCCUUUGCCUCCCGCUCCCAGCAGGCCUCACCGCUGCUGCUGGUGCCUCCACCAGCUGGCCUGACCUGCGACCCUGGCCCCAGCGUCCGUAGGGUGCCCGCUGUGCAGAGGGACUCGCCCGUCAUUGUCCGCAACCCAGAUGUGCCCCUGCCAUCCAAGUUCACAGAGAAGCCUCUGGAGGGUCGAGUGGGCAGCCCCAGAACUGGAAAGGCUGGUGCCAAGGAGUUGCUGGCUGGCAAAGGGCAACUGCAGGUGCCGGUGCCUAUCAAUGUGGGCCGAACGCUGCCGUCCAGCCAGCCCAGCAUGGUCUCAGCUCCAGAGCAGGCACCGCCACCCGCCUUCAGUGUCUCCUCCCCCUUCCAGCCAGUCGCCUUCCACCCCUCCCCAGCUGCUCUGCUGCCGGUCAUUGUCCCCAGUGAAUACACCAGCCACCCAGCCCCUAAGAAGGAGAUCAUCAUGGGGCGCCCUGGCACUGUGUGGACCAACGUGGAGCCACGGUCUGUGGCGGUAUUCCCAUGGCACUCGCUGGUGCCCUUCCUGGCUCCUAGCCAGCCAGAUUCCUCAGUCCAGCCCAAUGAAGGCCAGCAGCCUAUCAGCCACCUUUCUACAUCUAAUCAAAAUAAAGAGCCCCCGGAGUCAGCUGCAGUGGCCCAUGAGCUCCCCAUCGUGUCUUUGGGGGCUGAGGCUGGGAGGCCAAAUACCUCCCACCCUGGCAGCCCAGCUCCAGUUCCCCAGCCACCCUCAGCCACGACUCCUGGAGCUGGAGGGGUCCCGUCCCAGCAUGAGGAUGACAUCCCAGGACACCCACGCCUGGAUAGCGAGACGGAGAGCGACCAUGACGAUGCGUUCCUGUCAAUCGUAUCGCCUGAGAUCCAGCUCCCGCUGCCUCCGGGCAAGCGCCGUACCCAGUCCUUGAGCGCCCUGCCCAAAGAGCGGGAUUCAUCCUCUGAGAAAGAUGGCCGCAGUCCAAACAAGAGAGAAAAAGAUCAUAUCCGGCGGCCUAUGAAUGCGUUCAUGAUCUUCAGCAAGAGGCACCGGGCCCUGGUUCACCAGCGGCACCCCAACCAAGACAACCGUACCGUCAGCAAGAUCCUGGGAGAGUGGUGGUAUGCGCUUGGGGCCAAGGAGAAGCAGAAGUACCACGACCUGGCCUUCCAGGUGAAGGAAGCACAUUUCAAAGCGCACCCUGACUGGAAGUGGUGUAACAAAGACCGUAAGAAGUCUAGCUCAGAUGUCAAGCCGGCUGGGCCUGGAGGAUGUGCCAAGGAGACACGGGAGCGCAGCAUGUCAGAGACUGGCACUGCUGCUGUGCCCGGAGGUCCUUCCGAAUUGCAGGGAAAGGCAGGCAUGGGAUCCGGGCACUGCCACGGAGACCGAAUCUUCCCUACGGCAGGGCCUGGGGCCCAGCGCCCUCGGGCCUUCUCCCACAGUGGGGUGCAUGGGAUGGAGAGUGACCAGGACAGCCAGGUGUUACAAGAGCUCACCCAGAUGUGCUCUGGAUCGUCUCUGUAUGCCAGUGGCAAGGGGCAGUAUGGGGGGCUGGGCCCUUCGGGGUCCCCCUUUGCAACGCCAGGUGAGGGCCCCCGCCCCUCCUUGCACCUGCAUCCCUCCCGUGCCUCCCGUUCCCAGCGCACUACCAGUGAGGACAUGACCAGUGAUGAGGAGCGCAUGGUGAUCUGUGAAGAGGAGGGCGAUGACGAUGUCAUUGCUGAAGACGGGUUCAACCCACCUGACUUGGACCUCAAAUGCAAGGAGCGGGUGACAGACAGUGACAGCGAGGAGUCACUGGGGGAGGACUCUGACGGCAAGGACUUUGGGCAGAAGCGCUUUUCCCCAGUGAUCCGUGCAGCUGCUUUGCCUCCUGCCUCUGGCACCUUUGCCUCUUGCCAUCCGCCUCCGGCCUUGGAUAUGGAGCCGCCUCCCUCACCUGUCCCCGGCCAUGACCAGCAGCUCCCUUCCAAGCCCUACAGCUCCUUCCAGAUGGUGCCAGGCACCUUCAAGGCCCAGGACUCCCGCGGUGGGCUCCGCCCGCUCAACACGCCAACCAAGCGCCCAGAGCCCCGCUUUGAUGCAUCGUUGGCCACUGCUUCCUACAGGCGGAAGCGGGCAGACAGCUCCGGCAGCUCCCAGGGGGCAGCAGAGUCUGGAGCGGCUACCAUUAUUGCCUCCACACAAUCGGUCAUCUCUUCACCUGUCAGCAGCAGUGGCAGCUUUCUGCAAUCCAUGAUGGUGCCAGACUCUGCCCGCUUGUCAUCCGGCACAGUGCUGGUGACAGCCCCCUCCAUGACCGCUGCAAACACAGGCGUGAUUGGCUACAGCGGGGCACCCAGCCUGGUCCGUGCGGCCUCCACCGUUGUAACGAAUGUGGUCAAGCCGGUCAGCAGCACGCCGGUGCCCAUCGCCAGCAAACCCUUUCUUUGUGGAUCUGGGGAAGGGUUGCCACUGUUCAGCUCCCCUCUCUCGGAUGGUAGUGCCAAGGCUGAUGGCGGGCUUUCCGUGGGCCGGAUUGGUAUGGUCUAUGCUGACAAGAAAACUCCUCAGUCACCCACUGUGCCCGGCACUGGAGUCCAAGGCUCCUCUCCUCAUUUAGUGACUGGACCGCUCCUCGGACAAGGUUUGGCCACCGUGGGGAAGGGCCCCUCUGGCCAGGGCAACGUUGUCACCAACCUGCUUGUUGGGACCCAAGGUUACAGCCCAGUGGGCGGCGCGGGAGGCGCAAGCGUCCCUGUGACAGUGCUGCCUCCUGGUACCAUUACCCAGCAGCCCUCUGUCCAGUUCAUCACCCAGAAUCCCCCUGGGCAGAAUGGUCCUGUGCCGCUGAGCAUCCUGCAGCCUCAGGGAAUCCUGUCUGGGGCAGGAGGCAAGGCAGGGGGUAUUACUCAGGUGCAGUAUAUCCUGCCAACACUGCCGCAGCAGCUCCAGGUGGCCGGGGGGAAGGUGCCGGCGGGAACGGGACCCCCCGGCGCUGCCAGCAUUCAUUUCACUCUCCCGCCAGCCAAUGGGAAGGUGCUCACUGCCCCCCAGGCCAUUCCAAUCAUCCAGCCGCCCUCUGGCAGCGGCAGCAGCGUCACCGCCAUGUCCUCAGCACCCAAAGUGCAAUUGGCGUCUCCAGUCCAAGCUCCCUCGCCAGGCAAUUCAGCCCAGCACCUGGUGUCUGGGCCAGUGAUGACCCCUACAGGGCUCCAGGUGCAAGGCAAAGUCCUGGUGCCCAUGGCUGCCCCUCAGGUGACCGUGCGGACCACCACAGCCACCCAGCUCCCUCUGGUCACUCCACCCUUCCAAGUUCCUGUGCAAAAUGGGAGUCAACCAGCAAGCAAGAUCAUCCAGCUCACCCCAGUGCCAGUGGUCCAGUCCCAGCCAUCUUCACAGAGCAGUGCCGCACUGGUGCCACCUCUCAGCCCAGUCACUCUUCAGGGCACUGUUGCUGCCGCUGUUGUGAGCUCCCCAAGCCAAACCCAAAAGGUGCUGUUGCCCUCCUCUUCCUCCACUAGGAUCACUUACGUGCAGUCGACUGCGGGGCACCCCCUCUCCCUGGGCACCUCGGCCUCCCACACACAGCCCGGCGCCCCCACACCCGCCACCACCUACGUCCAGUCCCCCAUGGGCCCGGCCCCUGUGGCACUGGGCUUCACCACAAUCGGGCCAAACGGGCAGGCCAUUGUGCAGCCAUUGCUCUCAGGUCAGAACUCCCUGUUGACACCGGGGCAAGUAGGAGUGUCUCCCCUCCACAGCCCCCAACUCCCAGCUUCCUGCCCUGGACAGGGUCAAGUCAUCGCAGCCAUCUACCCCAGUCUGCCAGGGACGAGUCCUGCCCAGCCAGCCACUCACGGCGUAGUGUACACGGUGGCAGCUACCAGCACCGCCUCCUCCCCGACAGCCAUCCUGCCCAAGGGGGGAAGCAACAGCAGCCUCGCCCAGGCCUCUGGAGGACCCACCCAGGACAAGGUGGUCUCCACAGCUCUCCAGGCCGUUCCUUCACCAGCCACUCGAGUUCAGCGCCCCCCACUCAAGACACCUCAGAAACUGAGGGCCAGCAUUGCCAGCAUCCCAAUUGGUUCUUACGAAUCUGCCCCCUCACCUGGUUCAGGCCGGCCUCCCGUGGGGCAGCCACAGCCACCCCAGGAGCCUGCUGGGCAGCGAUAUCUUCGAGAGGCUGAAGCCACAGAGCGGGGGCCCCGGGAGACAGGGCCCCAGGAGCCUCCUCCUUCUCCUUCCUGCCAGGGGCCUGAGCAGAGUUUGGCCAAAGUCCAGGAGCUGAAGAGGGACUCCUGGGAGCUGGUGUCGCCCCCCUCGCCCCAGCCGCCGCAAGUCACGGAGGCCGCAACCACAGAGGUCUGGAGCCACCGGGAAUCAGCCGGGGGGGGCAGUGAAGAGAGAGCAGCCCGAGACCCGCUGCCUGCCCCACCUUCAGGCAGCAAAGGGGCUGCUGAGACGCCCCUGAAAUUCCCCUCUUCUCCCGACUGGAGAACGUCGGGCCCUGAAGGCCAGCCUGAGGCAUCAGUGCCAUCCGCGGGGCCAUCCUCAUCCUCACUCAGUCCUGGCCCUCCAAACUUUGGGGAGGGCUCUAGAGGGGCGUCCUUAGCUCUGCCCCCAACAGCAUCUCUGUCCUCCACGUCCGAAGGGCCUGAGCCAAAGGACGGACCGGUGGGCAAGAAGGUGAAGGUCCGGCCUCCUCCCCUGAAGAAAACAUUUGACUCAGUGGACAACAGGGUUCUUUCGGAGGUAGAUUUUGAGGAGCGCUUUGCUGAGCUGCCUGAAUUCAAGCCUGAAGAAGUGCUGCCCUCUCCGACGCUGCAGUCCCUUGCCACCUCGCCCCGGGCCAUUCUGGGCAGCUACCGCAAGAAGCGCAAGAACUCCACAGACUUGGACUCCUCCACAGAAGACCCCAUUUCUCCCAAGCGGAAGAUGCGCCGGCGCUCCAGCUGCAGUUCGGAGCCCAACACACCCAAGAGUGCCAAGUGCGAGGGAGACAUCUUUACCUUUGACAAGACAGGCACAGAGGCGGAUGAUGUCCUGGGGGAACUGGAGUACGAGAAGGUGCCCUAUUCAUCCCUGCGACGCACGCUGGACCAGCGGAGGGCUCUGGUUAUGCAGCUCUUCCAGGAUCACGGCUUCUUCCCAUCAGCACAAGCUACGGCAGCCUUCCAAGCACGCUACUCAGACAUCUUCCCCACCAAGGUCUGCUUGCAGCUCAAGAUCCGGGAAGUGAGACAGAAGAUCAUGCAGGCAGCCACCCCCACAGAACAGGCGCCCAGCACACCUGAACCCGGGGCUCCUGCCUGCCAGGGUGGCACAGCAGAGGGGCAGCCUUUGGAGCCACUGGCCCUCACACCGGACUCAGGCCCAGGAGCAGAGGCCACGGGGGUGGGCCCCCCUUCCGGACCGCCUUCCACCAUGGCAGCCGCUUGGGAUGGUAGCCAGCAGACUUCUCCUGGCUGCGGGAGCGGAGGCAACGCCAGCAGCAGAUGAGCAAGCGAUUGAGCAGAGGACAGAGAGAGAGAGAAGUUGCCUGCUGGGCGGAUGGGGGGCUUGGAUCAUCGCCCCCUCCCCAACUGGGUCCCCUCCCACCCUGUGACUCUCCCCAGCCCCCUCCCCAGCCUUCUGGGACUCAAGGAGGGGGCAGACACCUGCGCCCCACAAAACCAUCUCCCCACCCUUCCUCUUGCUUGGCUCUUUGCCCGACUAGUCUGGCCUGAAAGGGGAGGAGUGUGGACCCCCCAGUGCCACCGCUGGUGCCCACAUACCCCUUUCCUCCCAAGAGGCAGCGGCUGCCAUGGAAACCUUGGGGCAGAGUGGGGGCCGCAAGAAAAGACCCACAAAGGGACAACUUCUGAUUUUCAACUCCCUCCUCUUUUAAUAAUGUCAAAUAUUUUGGGAUCCCAUACUCUUUUUCUUCUGUGUCAAUAUGUGGGGCCUGGGAGAGUCUCCUCCCAGCCUCCCUGCUGCUCCAUGGAGGGGGGGGGGCUGAGACACUUUACAGCCGGCCUUGCCUUGUGGAUGGGCCCUUGCUGUGGUCACUCAGAAAGCUGGAUCAUCAUCAUCAGAGGAGGAGGAAGGCCAUCUGGCGGCCUCAGCGGAGCUCGUGUGAUGCCACCCGUUUGUCUUGACUGGUCAAGGCUCCGCUUGGGCAUGGAGAGGGCCGCCUGGGCCAUCCAUUCAGAAGAGACUUGGGGUGCGGCGCAGCCGACGUCUGGGGGGGCUGCGUGUUGCUGGUGAGUGGUUCUGGCCCAUCGCCAGGGGAGUAUGAAGCAAGAGGGAGUGCCAGUGGACGGGGCUGCCCCCCUCGUUCCCAGGCACAGCGCAAGUGCCCUGGUGGCCAAAGCCACAUGUUGACCAUGUGUAGCCCCUCCUGCAUUGGGGUGGCCCCACCUCACAUACUAUUAAAGCUCUUUAACAAUC